AUGCAAAGGCAGUGGAAACCCGGAUGCAUCGCCGAUGCAUCGACACAGCACCUGCCGGAGCAACCAAGGGAGGGGAGCAACCCCCCCCCAAAGGAGGACCAUGAGAAGGAAGGGAAGGCUGCGGAUUUACUGCCAUCCGCCCCAGCUGCAAUUCAAGAGGGGGACCUCAUAGACCUGGACUGGGAGGAAGCAACGCCAGGUACAGAGGGAUGGGGCGAGGUCCAACCAGCUGCAGCCGGGAGGAAAAGAAAGGAUAGAGGAGACCUGGACUUCCUAACAGGAAACGAGGAAUUGAAGGCCAACGUCGGCCACGGCGCCCAGGCUCAGGACCUUUGCAUGCAGAGGAUGACUGAGCUGGGCGCCGGGCUGGCGGUGGUCACCGAGCCGUUCUGGAUCCCGGUUCGCAGUGCGAACUGGUUCGGAGGUCCAAACGGCUCGGUGGCCUUGGUGGCAAACUCUAGGUUGGGGGUCCCACCCUGUACAUUCAGGGAAUCAGGGCCCUCGUACGUGGCAGUCGACUGGGGGCCCGUCACUGUGGUGGGGAUAUAUCUUCCCCACCACAGGAACAGGGCCGGUCUCGGUCGUUCCACCACAAUUAAGGCGGUCCUGGAUAGGGUCGGGGAGCUGGUGCGAAGGUGUCAUCCCCGACCAGUCAUAGUUGCCGGGGACUUCAACGCCCACUCGGAAGGGUUGCAGUUCCCGGCAACGGGACCGCCGGGGGGACACCGUGAUUGGCUGGGCGGCGGGACUGGGCCUCAUUCUAAUGAAUGA
Messenger RNA from Harpegnathos saltator (Jerdon's jumping ant), 771 nucleotides. RefSeq lists its product as uncharacterized. Lineage: Eukaryota; Metazoa; Arthropoda; Insecta; Hymenoptera; Formicidae. The coding region runs from base 1 to 771 and encodes 256 amino acids. The transcript has 2 exons. The record is from RefSeq and is a predicted model, not a curated record.